AUGUUGUUCCCGAGCCUAGCUCACUGGGUCGCAGCUGUACCAGAGUAUAUAUACGGUCCCUGCCAAGGUGAGAGAAGGCUCAAGAAGAGCGCUGAGGUCCGUCUUAAGGCUGAGGUCCGUCUUAAGGCUGAGGUCCGUCUUAAGGCUGAGGUCCGUCUUAAGUUGCCUGCUGCUUCUCCCCCCUGUUUCAUCCCCUCCUUUGCGCCCACCAUUGCUGCUACAGGUCAGCAGCGGCGGCGCAUCUAUCUACUUCAUCUGCUCAAGGUCAGCAGAGGCGCAUCUUCUCCAACAAAGCCCAACUGCACCGAUCCCUUGGAGUGUAGUGGACCUCUCCUGCGUACCCCUCCUCCUGCUGCUUCCCCACACUGUCUCCCGCCUCUUCCUCUGUAUUCCCACCAUCCCUCUCCAGGUCAGCAGCGGCGCAAAUUCUUCAACAAGGCCCGCAACUGCACCAACCCGACCCGUGCAAUUGAAAACAUGUUUCACCUCUCCUCUGCACCCACCAUUGCUGCUGCAGGUCAGCAGCGGCGCAUUUUCUCCAACAAGGCCCGCAACUGCACCGACCCCUUUCCCGCUGAGCUUCCCGUUUCCGCUCUGCAUCUCCUUCACUCCAGGCCGUGUCUCUUUCCCCUGCCCCCACCACUCGCCUCCUCUCCAGGUCAGCAGAGGCGCAUAUUCUUCAACAAGGCCCGCAACUGCACCGACCCCUUCCCGCUGAACCUCUCUCCUCGACCUGAGCCUUGCGGUUGA
Closterium sp. NIES-65 is the source of this 750-nucleotide messenger RNA. The record is from the annotation of a GenBank genome assembly. Lineage: Eukaryota; Viridiplantae; Streptophyta; Zygnematophyceae; Desmidiales; Closteriaceae.